Molecule: messenger RNA, 3376 nt
Organism: Portunus trituberculatus (swimming crab)
Lineage: Eukaryota; Metazoa; Arthropoda; Malacostraca; Decapoda; Portunidae
Product: insulin-like growth factor-binding protein complex acid labile subunit
Exons: 4
Coding region: 272-1780 (502 amino acids)
Cellular component (GO): extracellular matrix
Molecular function (GO): protein binding
Source: RefSeq, a predicted model, not a curated record
GUAUCGGCAGCCAGGCGUCCCCAGUUGGCCAAGGUCCGCCAUCCAGUGCACACCUGUAGCCCCGCGCUGCGUCAGUCGCCUCAAGUCCUCCCGUGAGCAAGUCCUGGGGUCACACCGUGCCGCUCCGCCCGUGGCUUGUGUCGGGCCUGUCAGGCUGCCCAGUGAUGGCGUGAAGGACACGCACAAGCUAACUCUUACUCUGGAUUUUUGUCGAUGUUUAAGGACACUUGGAGCCAGUCGGUGGGAUGUGAUACGGCCGUGCGCUGACAGGAUGGUGUGCUGGUGGCUGGCGUGGGUGGUGCUGGUGAGCGGCGCGCGGGCGUUCUGUCCCCGCGGGUGUUCCUGUGAUGACAGCGGCCCCAGCCUGCGGUGUGUGGGCGUGGGCAUCAACGUGGUGCCCACCCUGGUGAACCCCGGCCUGCGCAGUCUUAACCUGGCGCACAACUCCAUCAGCUCCGUGAGUCACACGCUGGUGUAUUUCGCGCAGCUGGAGGAGCUGGACUUCUCUCACAACCUGCUGGCCUCGCUGGGAAGCAGAAACUUCCAGAAGCAGGUGAAGCUGCGGGAACUUCGCCUGGCGCACAACAACCUGUCCUCGCUGUCGGUGGAGGCGCUGCUGGGCCUCACCUCGCUGUCCGUGCUGGACCUGAGUCACAACGCCAUCUCUGACCUGCCGCCCGACGUGCUGAUGAACGCCCCGGACCUCAAGGUGCUGCUGCUGGCACACAACAAGCUGCACACGCUCUUCCAGCACACUUUUCGCGGCCCGAGCAGCCUGCACGUCCUCGACCUGUGUGAUAACUACUUCCGCCACGUCCCCACAGCUGCCGUCGAGGAACUGAGGGCAUUGAAGACGCUGCAGCUGUGUCGGAAUCGUCUGACCCAGCUUGAGUCAAAUGCUCUGUGCUUGCCCUCCCUCCAGGCGCUGUCCUUGGAAACUAACAACAUUGACUACGUCGCCGACGCUUCCUUCAGCUGCCUACAGAGGCUAACCAAGCUGAACCUCAACGACAACCUGCUGCGUGAGGUGCCCAGUGCUGCCUUGGUGUCCCUCGUGCUGCUGGAGUCCCUGCAUCUCAGCAGGAACAAGAUAAGGAGUCUGGAGGGCGGAGCGUUCAGGGGCCUCGGCCGCCUCACCACACUGGAGGUGUCCCGGUGUCCAUUGCUGUCGUUGCUGCACCCCGCGGCGCUGGCUGAGUGCUUCAAUCUGCGGGAACUGACGCUCUCCCACAAUCCCCUGGUGAAGCACAUCCCGCCGGGUUUUCUCUCCUCGCUGCCUCGCCUCCGCUCACUCGACCUUCGUGCAAAUGGUCUUCGAAGCUUCCCGUCAUCUGAGGUGUCACUGAGGUCACGAGUGAGUCUCGACCUGAGGGACAACCCAAUGGUGUGCAAUUGCUCGCUGCAGUGGCUGGCGGAGGAGCUCGGCGCCGCCAACAGGUCCCUACAGGCGCCGGACCUGCAGUGCGCCGCACCGGAUAAACUCAGAGGGGUCUACCUUUCCAGGCUUACCACGGGAGAGCUUGACUGUGUGGUUCGCCUGAAGGUUGUCCUGGGCAUCGUCUUCUGUGUCGUCUUUGUGGUAUGCCUGAUUCUCUGCCUUGUCUUCUGCGGGUAUCGUCGGCGGCGGCAGCGGGACAAGCUAAUGGGUCGCGGCUGGCCUCCAGGUCCCCUCGCCCCUUGGCCUCCGGACGACCACGCUGCCGCCACUAGACACAUCAUGGCGGACGAUUACGGCUACCACGCCUACUCCGUUCGCCACGUGCCUGUUACCAAAGUAUGAGAUAUUAGAGGCACAGCAAGACAUCUGGAGCCCGCUUCUUCGUCUCCUUCGUCUGCUACAAAUGUGAGUCGCAAUCAGGGCGCAGCAAGACAUCUGGCGUCUGCUUCCUCGCCUCCUUGCCUGCUUGGAGGUUUGCGAAAGGUUCAAGCGAGGAUUUGAAAGUUUGGGGUCUGACCGAAAGCUCUUAAGCCCUGGUAAGAAUGCGAUCAUGACUGGAAGCUCUCGGUGGUGAUUUCUGCAGGCCGUGAGGAGGCAUUAGUGGCUUAGUGGACGCUCAGAGUCCGGCAUGGCACAGUCAAGCGUGCGUCAAUGCGUGGCGUGAAGACUUAAGCAACAUAAGAUCGUAAAGGAAGCUGCUGGAAGUUUGGUCAAGUAAACGCGGCGCUAAUUGAUCUGUGGGGAACUGAAGGGUUGUCAUUGAUUAUUAUUUUUUAAUGUAAGAGAGGAGGACUGGCCAAGGGCAACAGAAAUAUAAAGAAAAAAAUACCCACUCAAGAAAAAAAGGCUUUAGUCUAGUGGAAGCUAUUGGGUUCAAGUAUUUCGUGAUUCUAGUAAUGAUUUUUUUAAUGGAACUUUCAGCCGAAGUUAUUAGAGUUUAUUUUUAGCGUUCUUGUAAUGAUUCUGCGUCUACAGUGAGAAGAACACUCAGAAGAACAUGACUUAUUACCUUCGCGAUCUUUGUGGAUAGUUCUGACGAGAGAGCAAAGCGUAUCAGAACUCGGAACUACAAACUACAGGCCAUGCACUCUGCGUCGCCGCGUCCGCCUCGCUAACUUUGCACAUAAGUCCGGAAGUCUGCCGUACGGUCCGUAAAAUAAGUCUGAAACCAAUCACCAAACUUUGGACACUGUAAUUAAUGCCUUGGGAUCCUCACUAACGUAGGAAAUCCCUCAUUAAGUGGUGCGCAAUGGCCUCUGAGUUGCUAAGCGUCUCGUGAAGUGGCGGAUAUUGGUCAGCGGAGGCGUCUGUUCCGCGUCACACUUACCACAGCAACACUUACAUUCCGCCUCGAUGCGUUUAACUCCUUCAGUACUAGGACGCAUUUCUACCUUGAGUUUUGGGGUGUGAUUAGACGAUUUUAUCUACACUAGGAAGGGUCUAUGGAGGUCAAAAGUUUAAUGGCCACUGUCUUCACUAUUUUAGUCCCCCACAUAAGUUUCUGAAGCGGUAUAAAAUCAUCAACUAGUGAGCAGAAUGAAUAUGGAAACGCGUCAUGGUACUGAAGGGGUUAAGUUACCACGUGGAAAGAUACUGCAUAGGAGAACACGAUCUAAUGCUAAUUCAACAUGACCUAGUAUAACAUUGUGUCCGUAUUCUAACACCCUUUGCUCUCUCUUGAAGGCUGUUUUCAAUACCGUAUAGGUGAUAGUCGGUUCUCCAUGACUGUUUUCAUCAAUAGUGACACGAGAUCAUUGUUAAAUUACCACCAGGAUCAUGACAAGGCUUAAAAAAAAAAAACACUAAUAUCAUCCGAUGGAGACUGUUGAAAGAAAUCGAUGUGCAGAAUCCCUUUUAAUCCCUUCAGUAGCAUUACACGUUUCCAUAUUCAUUCUGCUAACUAUUUUGUGAUUUAAUACAGCUUCAGAAACUCAUGUG